Laetiporus sulphureus 93-53 is the source of this 4364-nucleotide messenger RNA. RefSeq lists its product as uncharacterized. Lineage: Eukaryota; Fungi; Basidiomycota; Agaricomycetes; Polyporales; Laetiporaceae. Bases 187 to 4032 code for a protein of 1281 amino acids. The transcript has 4 exons. The record is from RefSeq and is a predicted model, not a curated record.
CAGCUUGCUCAGCAUCACUCAACACGACGCCCGACGCUCUGUUCGCAGCCACAACGUCCCAACUGCGCAUGUACCCACCUUUGCCUGCUUAGAUCGCGCCGUCUUGUCUUUCUCGCUGCCGCCACAUCGCUUUUGAACUUGUCGACUGCUGUGCUCGCUGUCCCUACUUCCUCGACGUCGCGCGUUAUGGGCAGCGAUGCCACCGAAGCCGCCCUGGGCUUGCUCGGUCUCAACCACGCCUUUGACCCCAUUCCCACCGUCCCUCUGAAACGCAAGCAGCCGUCGUCGUCGCCCUCCACCCGCAUCACAGACGCAGACCAGGCCUCCGCGAGCUCAGACUCCAUCAGCUGCAUCUGCGGAUUUGCGUACGACGAUGGCUUCUCCAUCGGCUGUGAUUCAUGUUCUCGCUGGUGCCAUGCCGCCUGCUUUGGCAUCGUCGAGUCAGAGGUCCCCGACGAAUGGCAGUGUUGGGUCUGUAGUCCUCGCCCCAUCGACAGAGACCGUGCCGUUCGUCUGCAGAAGGCCCGUCAGAGGAUCAUACUCCAGGCAGAGGCUGAAAAGAAGCGUAGAGUCAGUCCAGGAGUUGAAAGGAGGGUCCGCAAGGUCAGCGGCUUGGGCGUAGACGGUUCAGGCCCCAGCAAACGCAAACGGCGACCGUCGAUCCACGUCAACGUGCACCAGACCGCCGAGGAUGAGCACAUCGAUAUCGACGAGCCCUCUGCGUAUAGCUAUUUGCCCAUUGAGAAAGACUUUGUUCCCGAACGCGAGACUCGCGACAAGCUGCGCCGUCUCGCUUCCCAGUGGCGAGGUGUAACCGCUAUCGAUCCCACCUCCUCCUCAUCGACGUCGCCCAUCACCACUCCCGCUACCUUCGGCCCCGACUCCCUCCCUUCGACACCGCACAUCACUCUUCGCCCGCUCUCCAAAUCGUCAUAUCAUCCCUUUCUCUCCAUCCACACCGAUCCCUCCAUCCGUCCGCCCGCCUACGCCGCUCAUGCAUCGCGCCCAAUCGCAUCCUCCGACAUCAUCACGCCCUUCAUAUCCACCAUCACACCUUCCUCCGCCUAUCUUUCCGAUCCCCUCAACUCGUACGCUCACCUCAGCAUGCCCAAACCGUUCGUGCACCUCCUCGGUCCCCCACUCGAUCUCGCCCUCGACGCGCGCUUGGCAGGUAACCAAGCGCGCUUCGUGCGCAAUGGCUGCCGCCCAAACGCGGUCCUGCGCCCGAUGAUUUGCUCGCGGUCAAAGUCUCAUUCAGAUCAUCGCGUGCCACGAGAUAUUACGCCAGACGAGGAGGACGCUCUGACGUUCGGGAUCUUUGCGCUGCGAGACCUGAAAGCGAACGAGGAGGUCGUGUUGGGUUGGGAGUGGGAUGAUGGGAGCGUCAUUCACCACUUACCGGCUUUGAUUGACAGUCCACACAUCUUUCCCCCACAUCAGCUGCAACACUUUCGGCAACAGCUCACAUCUAUGCUGCACGCCCUUUCCUCCACCUUUACCACCUGCGCAUGCGGCUCCAAGUCUCGCGACUGCGCGCUCAUGCGCAUGGCGGAGUUUAUCGACCAACAAACACCUCCCACGCCAUCGCCAUCGCCACCGUCAGCGUUCGCUUCAGAGGGAGAGUCGUGGAAUUCUGCGUGGGAGAGGUCACGGAGACCGAGCGAAAGUGAUGAGGAGCGGGAGAUGAGCAGGCGGAAGCGGACAGACUUAGGCCCACUGAUCGGCGUCGAGCGGGGGUUUAGGACGAGGGAGCGGGUGAUGUGGAGUGGAGGGAUGACCGGCGUCGAGAUGAUCCCGUCUCCGCGCGAUACGCAUGUGCCCAUGCUGCAGGAGCCUACCGCGCGCGGCACACAUGCAGGUAAGCAUCCGGAUGAACGCGCCGCAUUGGGCAAGGCGGACGUCGCAUCUGGCACCUCCAACUCCUCGUCGAGAGGCGAGCCAUUAGCAACAUCUGCACCCAAACGCCGCAUGAAAGAUCGGAAGGGAAAAGCGCGUGCGAUCGAGGAUGACGAAGGAGAGAUGCGCAGUGAAAGGUCUACAAUUGCCUCUCAUCGCCAGCACCUGACCCCUCCAGCCUCGUCGCCCGAGCCAAUGUCAUCCGGCUCCGAGUCCGAAGACAAGCUGCCACCGAAGAUGCGCAAGGGCUGGAUACACAAGAGCUACGAGGCGCUGCGAGAUGCGCAUCUGAAGGACAGAGCAGACAUGCCUAUCGGGGCGAUCCCAUCGAGUAGUGGCAAGCUACAGGAAGGGGCAGAGCGCAUGAAUGUCGAUGAGCAUGCGUUUGAUCCAAAAGAGAUGCCUCCUCCACCUGUGCCACAAUCGCAAAGCCUGCAUGCCGUCCACACCUCUCCUCUCCCAUCAUCUCUCUCCUUUCCCCAAAAACUCGUCAAUGAUGGCCAACUCUCUCCCUCCAUACCCUUCUCCAAACUCUCCCUUCUGUCUCCUGUCAUACCCGGCCCAUCGUCCUACUUCGCUGCCCAUCGUCGCACAGCUUCUCCGCCUGAGCAUUCACGGCUACAUACUGUCGAGUCGGUGUUGUCGCAAGGGAACCUCGCUGAAGCACAGUCAGAACGGACACAUGAGGAUGUGGCCCACUCAGAAGAGAGUGCGUCGCCUACGCACGUCACUUAUUCGCCAUCUUCUGAAUCUCGAGCUCUAUCAACGCCUGCUUUUGAACCCAAACGCACUCCUGCGGCGUUGUCACCUGAGAUGUUCACUACGCCACUCUCGCGUUCAGAUAUGGCCUCGGACAGAGUUGCGGAGGCACAGAAUGUCGCUAUGACUCGGGCCGAUGUUCGUGCUUCUCCUCCGAGAGAGUCUUCUUCAUCGAAGAGUGCAUCGCAUGCAGACGAGAGCACACCACAUGCUGAGGAUGCCGCUACGUUGCAUCCACAAGCACAGGACGUCAACAUGUCGAGCACCGAAGGCAUGCAGCCACCUCCACCACCAUCAUCAACCCCACCGCCGGCAGCCCCUCCUCCACCGCCGAAGGUGAAGAUGUCACUGAAGGACUUUGCCGCUAUGCGGAAGCGGAAGCGGCAGGAGGACGAGAUGGCAAAGGCGGCAGCCUCGCCGGUGGCCAGUGUGGUGCCGUUGGACAAUGCGGGCAGCUUGCAGCCUGUCGUGGCGCCGCCUCAGCAUGGUGAGGAAUCAAUGUCUCAUGUGGACGCGAGCACCGCAGAAUCUGCCUUUAAGGCAGUUUCCGAGCAUGUGCCGUCAGUGCCUGUACCUGGAGAGUGCUUACAAGAGCAGGACUCGGAUCGGUUGGUAGGCACUCAGACUGUGCUCGUGCAGCCGGACCAUCCUCAUCCGUCGAUGGAGGCCAAGAUCGAGCUGCUUGAAGCAGCUGUACCUAACCCUGCUGACAGUCUCCUACCCCAUAUACCGGAACUUCCCUCCGCCAGUCCAGCUUCAUCUCUGCGCAAGGAGGCUGCGCCAUCAGAAGCAAACAGCUCUACCGGUAAGACUCCAAAGCUGUUCCCCCGUCUUUGCAGUCCACAAACACCACCUUUGAACUCAUCAACGCCAUUUCGCAAGUCCAGUCCUGUACGUCCCGUCGAUCGGCAGGUGUCGCAGGAGGACGGCGAGAUAGUCAGCCUGCCCGCACUGCCAAAAGCGCCCCGCCAGUAUUCUCCCCCGACCCACCCACGGUCAUUCAACGGUAUCGUAGCUCCUUAUGUUAACCUGAACGGUAUCGGCCCUCCUCAUGUUAACCUGAACGGUAUCGUCUCUCCUCAUGUUAACCUGCCAUCUGCUCCUAUUCGGCGCCCGCUGUACCCCGCACCUCACCGAGCUGUACAAAAUACGUCUCUUCCAUCUCGUCCACUGCCGAGCGGUCCCCGUGCGCUCCGAGCGCUCAACUUUCCGUCCUACCCCACUCCUCCGCCCGUGAACCGGCUGCCCGUGGGCUCCAUUCCUCGUGGGCCGUCUGCAGACCGAGAACGCAUGGACUGGGAUCGCGACAGGGGCUGGGCGGGGUCGUCUCGGGGACGGGGACGGGGAUGGAGCGUGAGUGGUGGCCGGAUAUGCUGACUAUGACUGUGACUAUGACGAUUGCUUUCCGGUCUGAUUGAUUUCGUUCUUGUUCGUUCUUAUUGUGUAUCUGUGCGUAUGAUAUUGUUGUCGUGUGUCGAGUAAUCCUGUAGCCUGAGGCUGUGUAUCUUGCAGUAUCUCUAUCAUUAUUGUCCUUGCAGCACUAGAUAGUGUCAAAUCGGACAAUUGGUACUAUUAGUAAAUAACGAGCUUCGUGGCCGCAUGCAGUACCGUUUUCCUUGUAAUUGCUCUCUGACAAGGGCUUGAUACCGGUCCUUCGGAUGAUCCAACUUGUGCACUGCUCGCGUUCAUGUUACUCGGCCUUGAUCGAU